Messenger RNA from Colletotrichum graminicola M1.001, 1347 nucleotides. Its product is annotated as cytochrome P450 4V3. The coding region runs from base 1 to 1347 and encodes 448 amino acids. Lineage: Eukaryota; Fungi; Ascomycota; Sordariomycetes; Glomerellales; Glomerellaceae. Gene Ontology annotation, molecular function: oxidoreductase activity, acting on paired donors, with incorporation or reduction of molecular oxygen; heme binding; iron ion binding. The record is from RefSeq and is a predicted model, not a curated record. The transcript is spliced from 2 exons.
AUGUUCACCAAUGAUCCGGAUGUCGCGGCUCAGGGUGUAGCCGAGCCGAGCAUCCCACGCAGCGACUACAUUAAAUCAAUCAUCAAACCACUUACUGAUGGCCUGGACCUAGUCAGCUCAGAAGGCGAAACAUGGAAGACAUGGCGAUCGCGAUUCAACCCAAGUUUCAGCAACAAGAACGUGCUUGCCCUCGUUCCCGGCAUGAUCAAGGAUGUCCAAGUCUUCACAGAUCUCUUGCGCAAGCAAGCUGGUGUCGGUGGAGGUUGGGGCGACGUUUUCCCUCUUGAAGACCUUACGACGAACCUGACAAUCGAUGUCAUUGGCCGAGCAGUCCUUGAUAUCGAGCUCAACGAGCAGACUGCGGGGCCCAGCAGGUUCAAGAAACACUUUACGGAUCAGAUCUCGCGUUUCGUCACGGGUCGAAACAUCGUGACCAUAUGGAAAUGGUACAGCCCUUGGCGGUUGUCGGCCAUUGCUCGCAACACACAUGCCAUGCGCAGCGAGCUGUUGCCUUCCAUUGAACGGUCCUUGAGUGAGAACAAAAUCAAGAAGAGUUCUGGCAAAACCAUCAUAGACCUAGCACUGAAACCGAUAAAGAGCGCAGCUGAUGAAGAGAAGGCACCUGUAACGGAUCAAUUAUUCAUCGACACUGUCAUCUCCCAACUUAAGCUUUUCAUGUUUGCCGGCUAUGACACCACGGCGACGACUCUUUGCUGGGUGUUGCACUGCAUUGCCAAGAACCCAGAGGUUGCGCGUAAGCUGCGCGCUGAACACAAUAAGAUCCUCGGGGAAGACCCUGCGAUGGCGGCUGAAAACCUUAGACAGUCGCCGCACCUAAUCAACUCUCUCUUGUACACGGGCGGCAUAAUCAAAGAGGCUCUACGUCUAGACCCCGGCCCAGCGUCUCUGAGAGACGGUCAACCGCACUAUAGUAUAAUCGACAAGGAAACUGGGGAUCGCUAUCCAACCGACGGAUUCAUCGUCUGGGACGCCAUGCGCUCAAGGUCCCUUUCUGAGGAGCUGUGGCCCCGCGCCAAAGAGGUUGUGCCUGAACGAUGGGUGACGACAAAUGAAAGUGACCCUUUACAUCCAAAAAAGCAUGCAUGGCGUAUGUUUGGUGUUGGUCCCCGCAACUGCAUCGGACAGGAGCUCGCAGUGAUAGAAAUGAAAAUGGUGUUGGUGUUCAUGGCGAGAGAGAUUGACCUCGAUUGUGCCUGGGACAAGUGGAAUGCGAAGAGAAACCACACAACACCAAGGCCUGUGUGCGGAAAAGACGGUUGCUUCCAAGUUGGCCGGGGGACUCCACACCUUAAAGACGGCAUGCCGAUUCACGUCAGGCUCCGGUAA